UAUUGUCACUGUGUAAUUUAAACAAUCUAGUUCAGUAAAUUUGAAAACUAUAAUAUGGGUAGCAGUGAUUCUGGCAGUGGUUCUGACGAAAAGUAUCACCGCAAAAAACUCAAGAAAAAAUCUAAAAAACAUAAAAAGGACAAGAAACACAAGAAAAGUAAGUCACGUAAAAAGCGCGAACGCCACAGUACUAGCAGUAGCAUCAACAGCGAUGCGGAACAAGAUCAAUGGGUUGAGAAAGUUCUACCGAAACAAUCCGCCGAACAGACAUUAAAACGCGAUGACUGGAUGAAUUCUAUGCUCAUUCCAACAUACAGCAAAGAGGUAAAGGGCGAGGAAAAGAAAACAACUGCGGUCCAAUACGAUCCUAAAACGAGCGUACGGGAACUAAAUCCACACUGGCAAAACGGAGGAAGUGGGUUGCCUAGUUUCAGAAAGCCUAUGGAAGAUGACGAUAGUUGUCGUGUGUUGAAUACAGUUAAAUACACCGACGUUGGGAAGAAUACUAAGAGUGAAGGUUGGAGAAAAUCUAAAGAUGAGUGGGCUUUAGGAGAUCGAAAAGAAACGUCCAAGGUACAAGGUGAACAAGCAACAACGUCUACGCAAGAGGACGGAAUGUUUCUGAGUGAUCAGCAAUUGAACGACUUAGGCGCCAAAAUUGUUAAAGCAGAAAUCAUGAGCAACACGCAAUUGGCAAACGUCCUAAGAGUGAAGCUAGAUGCAGCAAAGUUGCAUAGAAACCAGCUCAAAGAUUCUAGCAGACUAGCGAAAGAGAGUGAUAAGCGGAGAGAAGCUCCUGCAGAUGAAGAACUCUGCUUCACUGUUACUAGUUCACACGAUAUCCCUUCCAAACAUAGUAAAAAAAGACGAACAAAUCCUCACAAUUUUCCUCCGGAUAAUCUGACCGAUAAAUUUUGCUCGGAGCGUCAAGAAAAUACUGCAAUGGAUGCACAGUUCUUUAAAGUUUCUGCGAAGCUGGAUCGGGAAGGAAGUAAUCUGGAGAACAUAUUCGACCAUAGCCGCGCUAGCACUUCCUCGUCAGGACGUUUGAACGAAGAACAAAUCGUGCGUGAUAUGAAUAAACUAUCGAAAGCUCAAGCAGACUGCGAACGCUGCAUUAACUCUUCGCAGUUUUUGCACGAUAAUGUAAUUUCGAUGGGUAAAAACAUAUAUCUUGCAGUUCCAAAUUGGAAAGGACUUCAGCCAAAGCACUGUCUCAUUGUUCCUGUUUCGCAUUACCCAGCCCUCACACAUAUGGAUGAAGAUGUAUAUCAAGAAUUAGUGGAUACAUGUAAAACACUUAAACGAAUGUUCACCGCGCACGAACAAGAAGUAAUUUUUUUCGAGUCCGUUCGUUACAUUAACAGAAACCCUCACGCUUACGUACAAUGCGUUCCGGCUAAUAACUACGAAAUGGCUCCAUUCUAUUUCAAAAAAGCGAUCCUCGAAUCAGAAACGGAGUGGGCGAUGAAUAAGAAACUUCACAAUAUCCAAGGUCUUGAGAUCAGGCGGACGAUUCCCAAGGGAUUGCCAUACUUUUGGGUCAAUUUUAAUUUGGAUAAGGGGUUUGCCCACGUGAUUGAGGAUCAGGAAAGUUUUCCGGUCACGUUUGCGUCAGAAACUAUUGCUGGUAUUUUGGGGUUAGAUACACGAAUUUGGCGUAAGCCAGGCCGGGAAUAUCACCCCAAGCAGCGAGUAGAGGAGUUUCAACGCUGGUGGAAAGAGUUUGAUAAUUUGACAAAAGAAAAACAUUGUAAAUAAUCUUGUUUUUGUAUUUUCGAAUGACUGGUCUUAUAAAAGGUCCAUUUCAUGUUUAA
Topomyia yanbarensis is the source of this 1817-nucleotide messenger RNA. Its product is annotated as CWF19-like protein 2 homolog. The record is from RefSeq and is a predicted model, not a curated record. NCBI's taxonomy places the organism in Eukaryota, Metazoa, Arthropoda, Insecta, Diptera, Culicidae. Gene Ontology annotation, cellular component: post-mRNA release spliceosomal complex. Bases 55 to 1761 code for a protein of 568 amino acids. Gene Ontology annotation, biological process: mRNA splicing, via spliceosome. The transcript is spliced from 2 exons.